Messenger RNA from Mercenaria mercenaria, 5524 nucleotides. RefSeq names its product kielin/chordin-like protein. Gene Ontology annotation, molecular function: protein binding. The record is from RefSeq and is a predicted model, not a curated record. Bases 52 to 909 code for a protein of 285 amino acids. NCBI's taxonomy places the organism in Eukaryota, Metazoa, Mollusca, Bivalvia, Venerida, Veneridae. The transcript has 5 exons.
UUCUUCCGAACUUAAGUUUUCAGCAGAUAACAAACAAUUAGGAUUGUGACUAUGGAGUUUGUCUUCAUCAUAGUGACAGCGGCAUCACUAACAACAACAACAACAACAACAGCAGCAACAACGCCACCUAUAACAACUGUGCCUCGUACAACUACUCCUCCAGGUACUCCUCCGGGAGGAUGUUUACAUUACGGAAAACAUUAUCUUGACGGAGAAAAUAUUGAAAAAGACCCCUAUAACUGCUAUGGUACGUAUUGUGACGGUGGUGCUAUUGUGUCAUGGGAUGGUGAAUGUUUCUUUCGUACUCCAUACUGUAACGGAUGGAGUGAACGAGUUCUCGGACAGUGUUGUCCUAUAUGCCAUAACAUGACGACUAUACCCACAACAAUACCCCCCAGUAGUACCCCUCAAGAUGGGUGUGUGUACGAGGAGAAGAUAUACGCUAACGGGGAAUAUGUUGAAAAAGAUCCAUAUGACUGUUUCGGUUCAAAAUGUGAGUACGGGGUAGUAAACACUUGGCAAACAAACUGCUGGUAUCCUCCAAACGUGUGUAAAGGUGGAUGGAGGAAUAUAACUGGGGAAUGUUGUAAAGUUUGCGUCAAUAUAACUUCACCACAGCCUGAAACUACUACCUCCACUAGUGGUCCGCAACAGAAGUGCAAAAUUGGGGACAGACACUACAUAGUUGGUCAACGAACGAACACUGAUCCAUGUCACGUGUGCACGUGCACAAUAGACGGCACAGAAUCGUGCUUAAACAUCACUUGUGAUGAUACGGUGCUGGAUUGUGAUGUCAAAUAUAAGCCAGACGGAAUGUGCUGCUUUACAUGCGGUUCCUCACAGUUCACGACAAGCUUGUUUCUUUUGCUGACGUUAUUCUUGAUAUCGAAAGAAAUUCAACUUCUUUGAAAACUUUACAAGAAAUUUGAGCUAGGAAAAAAAUCACCGUUAUUAAUAAUCAAAGAACGCAGAAAUUUGCCGUGCUACAAGCACAAAGUAUGAAAAUGAACAAAGAACCCUAGUGGCAAAUAAUCGCCUUUUGUAUUAAUUAGGAAACGCCUAAAUUUACCAUGCUACAAGCACAAAGUAUGAAAAUAAACAACGAAUCCUAGUGGCAAAUAAUCACCUUUAUUAUUAGUUAGAGAAUGCUUUAAAUUGCCAGGCUAUAAGGGCACAUAUUGAAAACAAACAACGAAACCUGCUAGCAAAUAACACGUAUAUCAAUUGGACAACGCCUAAAUUUGCCUUGCUACAAGUAUAAACGAACAACGAACUCUAGCGGCAAAUAACUACCAUUUUUAUUAUCAUUAAUCAGAGAAUGCCUGAAUUCGCCAUGUUACAAUGUCAUGGAUUGAAAACGGACAAUGAAACCUAGUGGCAAAAAGUCACCUUUCUUAUUAAUCAGAGUACACAUAAAUCAGACUUGCAAAAUGGAACUUUGUGGCAAAUAAUAACCGCUCUGUUUUGAUCAGAGAACGCAUGAAUAUGUCACGCUACAAGUGCGAAGUUUGAAAAUACAUGUACAGAGACACUAGUUGCAAAUAUUCACCGCUCGUAUUAAUCAGGUUUAUGAAAGAGUGUCCAGAUUUGCAAUGCUACAUGUGCACAGUUCGAAAAAGUACAAGGCAUCCUAGUGGCAAAUGAACACCUUUCUUAUUCAGCAAAGGACGCCUUAAUUUGCCGUGCUGCAAGUGCAAAGUUUAAAAAUGUGCGAGGAAUCCUAGUGGCAAAUAACCACCUUUCUUUUUUCUUAUAAAUCAGGGGACGCCUAAGUUUGCCGCACUGCAAGUGCUACCGUUAAAAACGUACAAAAAGGCCCCUAGUGGCAAAUAAUCACUUUUCUUAUUUAGCAAAGGACGCCUUUAUUUGCCGUGCUGCAAGUGCAAAGUUUGAAAAUGUGCGAGGAAUCCUAGCGGCAAAUAACCACCUUUCUUAUUAAUCAGAGGACGACUAAAUUUGCCGUACUGCAAGUGCAAAGGUUAAAAAUAUACAAAAAGGUCCCUUGUGGCAAAUAAUCACUUUUCGUAUUAAUCAGAGGACGCCUUCAUUUGCUGAGCUGCAAGUGCAACCUUUGUGGAUAAUCAUCUUUCUUAUUAAUCAGAGGACGCCUAAAUUUAUCGUACUGCGAGAGCAAAGUUUGAAAAUGUACAUGGAACCCUAGAGGCAAAUAAUCACCAUUCUUACUAGACCGCCUAAAUAUGCAUCCGUUUGUUUAUUAUCUGCAUUCAAAUUAUUUAGGGAAUGCCUGCAUUCGUCAUGAUACAAAUAUACAAGAAACAACCCACCCUAGUGGCAAAUGAUAACCAUUUUUAGCUCGACUAUUCUCAGUAACCACUUGUGGGAAUGGAUUGAAACUUCACACACUUAUUCACUGUGAUAAACUGACUUACAUUGCACAGGCUCCAUAACUCUAUUUUGCUUUUUGACAAAAUUAUGCCCCUUUUUCGACUUAGAAAUUUUUGGUUAAGGUUUUGUAUGUAAGCUGGUAUCUCAGUACUCACUAAUGGGAAUGGAUUGAAACUUCACACACUUGUUCACUGUCAUGAUCUGACAUGCACUAAGCAGGUCCCAUAACUCUACUUUUUUUUUCAAAAUUAUGCCCCUUUUUCGACUUAGCAGCUUUUGGUUAAGUUUUUGUAUGUAAGCUGGUAUCUCAGUAUCCACUAAUGGGAAUGGAUUGAAACUUCACACACUUGUUCACUGUCAUGAUCUGACAUGCACUAAGCAGGUCCCAUAACUCUACUUUUUACAAAAUUAUGCCCCUUUUUCGACUUAGCAGUUUUUGGUUAAAUUCUUAUAUGUAAGCUGGUAUCUCAGUACCCACUAAUUGGAAUGGAUUGAAACUUCACACACUUGUCCACUGUCAUGAGCUGAUAAGCACUGUGCAGGUUUCAUAACCCUGUUUUGCAUUUUUACAAAAUUAUGCCCCUUUUUCGACUUUCGUAUUCAUUUAAUUGACAAGGCUGUUGAAUAGUCGGGCGUUGCUGUCCUCCGACAGCUCUUGUUAAUUUUCAAAUUCGUCUUGUGUAUGAACAUAUAUAUUAUUAGAAAUUCCGAUUGAGCCGGUGUUAGGUCCCAUAAGCAGUAACCGAGUCUGCCAUUAUUUUGCUUGGUUGCGUUCUAUAUUUCCAUGGCAGGAAUUAUUUCAAAGAACAGCCUUCUUAGUGCAUUGUGGUGGUCAAAAAUGGUACACUGAGGAAAUUAACUUAGUCGUGUCCGCUGUAAGUACAAUUUUUUUCUGAUUCAGUGACGUUUUCGCAGCAUUUGUAAAAUAUUCACAAAAACAUUAAGUUAUGAAACUAAAGACGUUUACAUUUUUGCAUUAAAGGUACUGGAUUUUAGCUCAUCUGAGCAAUGCUCAGGUGAGUUAUUGUGAUUGCUCGAUGUCCGGCGUCCGUCGUCUGUCAUCUGUCGUCCGUCGUCUGUCGUCUGUCUGUCUGUCGUCUGUCUGUCUGUCGUCUGUCAACAUUUAGCUUGUGUAUGCGAUAGAGGUUGUAUUUUUCAAUUGAUCUUCGUGAAAUUUGGUCAGAAUGAUUGCCUUGAUGACAUCUAGGCCAAGUUUGAAAAUGGGUCAUCUGGGGUCAAAAACUAGGUCACUAUGUCAAAUCAAAGAAAAACUUUGUGUAUGCGAUAGAGGCUGUAUUUUUCAACUGAUCAUCAUGAAUUAUGAUCAGAAUGAUUAGCUUGAUGAAAUCUAGGCCAGAUUCGAAAAUGGGUCAUCUGGGAUCAAAAACUAGGUCACUUGGUCAAAUCAAAGAAAAACCUUGUGUAUUCGAUAGAGGCUGUAUUUUUCAACUGAUUUUUAUGAAAUUUUGUCAGAAUGAUUACCUUGAUGAAAUCUAGGCCAAAUUUGAAAUUGGGUUAUCUGGGGUCAAAAACUAGGUCGCUAGGUCAAAUAAAACAAAACUUUGUGUAUGCGAUAGAGGCUGUAUUUUUCAAUUGAUCUUCAUGAAUUUUGGUCAGAAUGAUUACCUUGAUAAAAUCUAGGUCAAGUUCAAAAAUAGGUCAUCUGGGGUCAAAAACUAGGUCAAAUCAAAGAAAAACCUUGUGUAUGGGAUAGUGGAUGUAUUUUUCAACUGAUCUUCAUGAAAUUUUGUCGGAAUGAUUACCUUGAUGAAAUCUAGGCCAAGAUCGAAAAUAGGUCAUCUGGGAUCAAAAACUAGGUCACUAGGUCAAAUCAAAGAAAAACCUUAUGUAUGCGAUAGAGGCUGUAUUUUUCAAUUGAUCUUCAUAAAGUUUUAUCAGAAUGAUUGCCUUCAUGAAAUCUAGGUCAAGUUCGAAUAUGGGUUAUGUUGGGUCAAAAGCUAGGUGAUUAGGUCAAAUCAAAGAAAAACCUUGUGUAUGCGAUAGAAGCUGUAUUUUUCAAUGAUCUUCAUAAAAUUUUGUCAGAAUGAUUGCCUUGAUGAAAUCUAGGUCGGGUUUGAAUAUGAGUCAUCUGAGGUCAAAAAGUAGGUCACUAGAUCAAAUCAAAGGAAAACCUUGUGUAUGCGAUAGAGGCUGUAUUUUUCAAUUGAUCUUCAUGAAUUUUGGUCAGAAUAAUUGCCUUGAUGAAAUCUAGGUCAAGUUUGAAUAUGGAUUAUCUGGGUUCAAAAACUAGGUCACUAGAUCAAAUCAAAGAAAAACCUUGUGUAUGCGAUAGAGGCUGUAUUUUUCAAUUGAUCUUCAUGAAAUUUAGUCAGAAUGAUAGCCUUGGUAAAAUCUAGGACGAGUUUGAAUAUGGGUUAUCUAAGGUAAAAAAGUAGGUCACUAGGUCAAAUCAAAGAAAAACCUUGUGUAUGCGAUAGAGGCUGUAUUUUUCAAUUGAUCUUCAUGAAAUUUUGUCAGAAUGAUUGCCUUGAUGAAAUCUAGGUCGAGUUCGAAUUUAGGUUAUCUAGGGUUAAAGAGUAGGUCACUAUGUCAAAUCAAAGAAAAACUUUGUGUAUGCGAUAGAGGUUGUAUUUUUCAAUUGAUCUUCAUGAAAUUUUGUCAGAAUGAUUGUUUAGAUGAAAUCUAGGUCAAGUUUGAAUAUGGAUCAUCUGGAAUUAAAAACUAGGCCACUAGGUCACAUCAAAGAAAAUACUUGUUUAAACUCAAGAGACCACAUUUUUGAUCCAAUCCUAAUGAAAAUCGGCCAGAAUAUUUGUUUCCAUGAAAUCACUAGGUCAAACAUGUUUACACUGUUAUGGUGUGUUUCUCAGGUGAGCGACCUAGGGCCAUCUUGGCCCUCUUGUUAGAUAUACAUGUGCAUCAUUUAUCAAUAUUUUAAAACAGAACAUUAUCCUAAUUGUUACAGGGUUAACAACACAAAGUGUGGAGUUAGAAUGGUUGUUAAGUACUGAUAUUAUAUUUCUCAAUGUUUCUAUGCAAAUUGUUUAUAAUCACCAUCACGGAAACACAUUAGAAUGCUGGUCUAUAUGAGUAAAAGAUAGAUAAUCCGCACUGACUCUUGAAAAUUUCAAGAACUGUACUACAUUUGUAUCAUUACAUUUUGUUGUUAUAUUAUGUCCAUGCCAUUUGUAUGAAUAUAAUCAUUUUAAUAUGUUUA